AAAAAUAAAUAAAUAAACAAGCAAGCAGUCACCUGACAUACCGGGUUGGGUCUGCGUUGACAGCGCCAAGGGUGCCUUGGCUUCUGAGGAAAGAGAAAUCCUGCUGAAGAAUAUGAAGAAAAACCGAGACAGACUCUGCAACAAGGAAAGAGAGUUUGUAUACAAAUUCAAGGUAGGAAAUGAGCGCUUAGAGCUGAGAGUGCCCCUCAAGUUUCCUGUGGACGAGAAUGCCAGCCACUUGCAUGGCCGUCUGAUGCUGCUGCACAAUUUGCCCUGCUUCAUAGAGAACGACUUAAAAGAAGCUCUGAGCCGGUUUAUAGAAGAAGAAUCCCUCAGAGACCAUGACAGAGAUGCAGAAGCUUGCUUGGAGGCUGUUAAAUCUGGUGAAAUAGAUCUGCACCAGCUGGCAAGUACAUGGGCCAAAGCGUAUGCUGAGACUACCUUAGAGCAUGCAAGGCCAGAGGAGCCUAACUGGGACGAAGAUUUUGCAGAUGUGUACCAUGACCUAAUCCAUUCCCCGGCCUCUGAAACUCUCCUAAAUCUGGAACAUAAUUACUUUGUUAGCAUCUCAGAACUGAUUGGUGAAAGAGAUGUGGAGCUGAAAAAAUUACGAGAGAGACAAGGUAUUGAAAUGGAAAAAGUGAUGCAGGAAUUGGGGAAAUCACUUACAGAUCAAGAUGUAAAUUCACUGGCUGCCCAGCAUUUUGAAUCUCAGCAAGACCUAGAGAAUAAGUGGUCAAAUGAGCUGAAACAGUCUACAGCCAUCCAGAAGCAAGAGUAUCAGGAAUGGGUGAUAAAACUUCACCAGGACCUCAAAAACCCCAACAACAGUUCUCUCAGUGAAGAAAUUAAAGUUCAGCCAAGUCAGUUCCGAGAAUCUACAGAUGCCAUUGGAAGGAUUUACGAUGAGCAGAGGAAGUUGGAAGAGAGCUUCACCAUUCAUUUGGGGGCCCAGCUGAAGACCAUGCACAAUCUGCGAUUGCUGAGAGCAGACAUGCUGGACUUCUGCAAACACAAAAGGACUCACGGGAGCGGCGUGAAGCUGCACCGGCUGCAGACAGCUCUGUCGCUUUACUCCACAUCGCUUUGUGGCCUAGUCUUGCUAGUAGAUAAUCGGAUUAAUUCAUACAGCGGCAUCAAAAGAGAUUUUGCCACAGUUUGCCAAGAAUGCACAGACUUCCACUUCCCGAGGAUUGAAGAGCAACUGGAGGUCGUCCAGCAGGUGGCGCUGUAUGCGAGAACCCAGCGCAGGACCAAGUGCAAGGAGGCUCGAGAUUCUGGAAACCAAAAUGGAGGAAGUGAUGAUAAAUCUAAGAAUGCUGAGAGAAACUACUUAAAUAUUUUACCUGGAGAAUUUUAUAUUACACGUCAUUCUAAUCUCUCGGAAAUCCAUGUGGCUUUCCAUCUCUGUGUGGAUGACAACGUGAAAUCAGGAAAUAUCACUGCUCGGGAUCCCGCUAUCAUGGGUCUCCGAAACAUACUCAAGGUUUGCUGUACCCAUGACAUCACAACGAUAAGCAUCCCUCUCCUGUUGGUACAUGAUAUGUCAGAGGAAAUGACUAUACCCUGGUGCUUAAGGAGAGCAGAACUGGUAUUUAAGUGUGUCAAAGGUUUCAUGAUGGAGAUGGCUUCAUGGGAUGGAGGAAUUUCUAGGACAGUGCAAUUUCUGGUCCCACAGAGUAUUUCUGAAGAAAUGUUUUAUCAACUGAGCAACAUGCUCCCCCAGAUCUUCCGGGUCUCCUCAACACUCACGCUGACGUCCAAGCACUGAAGCCUUAUACGUUGACACACUGACAGAAGAGGAUUUCUGACCUCUCCAGAAGAGAGAAUUGCACUGGAAGCCUGUCAAGCAGAAGGUGCCCAGUGGGACCCGCAGCCCACACCACCUGUUAAUGAUGAUGUACGUUUUCAGACAUUCCAGAAAUGUAUGUACUGCACAGACUAGCGAUCAGCUCCCCAGCGGAGCAGUUCCUCAGUCCCCUCACAAAAUAAUACCUCCUUCUUCUACUUAGAUGACAUAUCAGUGGAUGGUAAUGUUAAAACUUAAAGUGUUUACCGAACAUGGAUACUUAAAAUUCAUUACAUUUCCAUGGAGACCUGUGACUUUCCGAGGCAUGAGUCCUCAAUCAGCUGCAAGCAUAAUUAGGCAGACAAGUACAGUCUUCCUUCUGCUUUAGCAAAGCAAAAUUUAAAUAUACAUUGCAAGUAUAAGUUUUUUGUGAAAAUGUUUUUGUAGCAAUAUAAAUACACCAGACAAAUGUGCUUGUUGUUUUAAAUUCUCUUGUUUCAAAUACUGGCUUUUAAUCUACUCUUUCUAAGGUUGUAUAAGUUAGAGUCAGAGAAGGCUUUGGAUUCUUUACUGCUGGCUCACCUUCCGUCUGUGACCUUGCCCGUGUCUAUUAAUAACACUUCAUGGGCUGGGAAAAUCGUGUUCUUUUUUGCCGGCCUGAUUUAAGUUGGUCUAAAGCCGCACCUGGCAGCAAUGUAGUACUUAGCAGCAUUGUUUUCAUGUCUCCAUCUUCCCUAGAUUCUGUUUCACCAUUCCUUUACACCAUUUUUAUGGCAGAAACUGCAUUCACCCCCCCAUACACACACACACACACACACAUUUAUCCUGCUUCAAAAUUGGCUUUUGGGGCACUCUUUCCUCAGAGGCUACUUGCCAUGUAUUCUGUGUGCAAGGUAUUUGUCCAGAACCCUGGCUUAAGCUUUUUAAAAUGGUGUUUGCAACAGCACACAGACAUCUGCACACAGAUAUGCAUAAAAGCAGGAAUUUCUUCACAUCUAGGUAGCAUGGCUGCUGGAACAGGUCAGUAGGAUGGAAUGUGGAGUCGUUUUAGUGUCAUGAUAAAGCAAUAUUUCUUGAUUUCAAGAAAACAAAACCAGUACUCACUUAGUAAGUCAGAAUGUCAGAUCUGUGGCAGACACACUGUUGUUAGACAGAAUGCCCUCCCAUGGAGGAAUAUCUCUUGGUUUUCUACUCAAGGAAGAGAUGGAACACCUCGUUCACACUAUGACCACCAGACACUAAAUUUUCCAGGUUUUUGCCAAGAGGCUUGGUACUACAUAUGGAGAUUCCCUGUUUCCUUGAAGAAACCAUCUUUCAAGCAUCAUUGUUCUCAUUGUAAUUAAUUCUGAUGCAAGGCAGACACACAGAAACGAGAGAUGGACAGGUCAGGAUCAGAGACGGUUUCUGUUCUUGAACUGGCAGGUGUAGCUGGGGUGUAGGUAUAGAAGGAUCAAUAAAAGGCAUUCAGAGCCCCGGCUGUAGCUCUGUGGGAGAGGCUGGUUUAGCAUGUGUGAACCCCAGCCAGGAGUGGGAACAUUCAGAACGAGGCCUUGGUAUCUUUCUUCAGAUGACAUUUAAGGUUACACCGGCAGCUUGGAGGGUGGUGCAUCCACCUGUCAGGGUGCUGGAACUGUUUCAUCCAAAGAAGUUAGAUGAAUGCUACUGACCACUCUUCUUUAUCACCUCAAGACUGUCUUACUAAGUCACUUACGAACUUGGGCCUCCACUAUAUAAAGUACAACUUGACCUGUAAAAUAAAGGCAAAUUUAUUGAGUGAUUUUUCAGUUUGUGCUGUGUUAUAUAGUAUACAUUGGCAAUAAGAGUGGAAAGAAUGGGCAGAGGCUCGUGGCUGGUUGUCAUCACAGAGCUGUCUGCACCGGUUGUUCCCAGUCCUGUCGGUGUUCUCUCGGUGCCAGCCUACCUCUCCCCUUGGCACCAUGACCACUACCACCACCUCCAAGGAUGUGGACCCCAACACCAGGAACAGCUCCUGGGUUUUGCAGCCUUCAAAUGGUGGGUCCAAUUUUUCAUUAGGCUUUGAUGAGCCAACAGAACAGCCUGUGAGGAAGAACAAGAUGGCCUCUAGCAUCCUUAAGACACCUGAGGAAAAUCAUCGUGGGCCAAGUCUAGUGGUGGCAGGGAAGAUUCAGAGUCUCCUGGAACACAGAGAAGUAACUCCUUUGAAGCAAGCUCUGGAGACUUCUUAGACCUCAAGGGAGAAGGUGAUAGGCAUGAAAAUGUGGACACAGACUUCCAAGCCAACCUGGGGCAAAUGGAAGAGAAGCCAGUGCCUGCUGCACCUGUGCCUAUCCCAGUGGUGCCAGCCCCAGUGCCAUCCCUGGCAGUGAAACCCCUGGCAGGUCCCUCCCAUGGCAGGUCCAGCCUGGUCUUGGGUUAGCUCCUUCUGUUGAAACUCUGUCCUUCUGUUUGUUUUUCCAUGUUUGUGACCUGCCCAACGUGAGCCUGACUGUACAUCUUUUGGAUUUGUUUCAUUAAAAGAGAAGCACUUUA
Meriones unguiculatus (Mongolian gerbil) is the source of this 4300-nucleotide messenger RNA. It is a transcript of the gene Ferry3, whose product is annotated as chromosome 5 C12orf4 homolog. Lineage: Eukaryota; Metazoa; Chordata; Mammalia; Rodentia; Muridae. The record is from RefSeq and is a predicted model, not a curated record. The transcript has 14 exons. Gene Ontology annotation, cellular component: cytoplasm. Gene Ontology annotation, biological process: regulation of mast cell degranulation. The coding region runs from base 113 to 1771 and encodes 552 amino acids.